This is a messenger RNA of Guillardia theta CCMP2712, 1617 nucleotides long. RefSeq lists its product as hypothetical. Gene Ontology annotation, molecular function: protein binding. The record is from RefSeq and is a predicted model, not a curated record. NCBI's taxonomy places the organism in Eukaryota, Cryptophyceae, Pyrenomonadales, Geminigeraceae. Gene Ontology annotation, cellular component: nucleus. Gene Ontology annotation, biological process: rRNA processing. The transcript has a single exon. Bases 1 to 1536 code for a protein of 511 amino acids.
AUGAUAUCAGCGCUGUCGUGGGUGCGGCGGGGAAAGGCUUUAGCGGUGCCAAAGAGGAGGGAGGAGGAGGAGGAGGAGGAAGAGGAGGAGGAGGAAGAAGAAGACGAAGAGGUUCUGAGCAAGGAGAACGCAGUGAGAAGAGCCAUCUCUGCGGCUUCGGCUGUUAAGAGCGAUGGGGAGCUUGCCGAGUACGGGCUGGACAAGUACGACGACGAGGACGAUGAAGCGCUUGGAGUCCUCGGGGCGGUUGGCCCUCCGAUGUUUCGAUCCAACAUGGAGGAUCCGUAUAUCACGCUCCCCGAUGAGGAGGAUGACUCGGACGCGGACGAGGACAACAUUAUCCGCCCGACAGACUCGUUGAUCUUGGCUUGUCACAGUGAGGAGGAGGGGCACACGCUCGAUGUUUACGUGUAUGACGACCAGGAGGGAACCCUGUUCGUUCACCACGACCUCAUGCUCAACGCCUUUCCCCUCUGUCUCACUUGGCUCGACUGCGCUCGCACUGACGGGUCUGUUGGAAGCUUCUGCGCCAUCGGCACCAUGGACCCAGCCAUCGAAGUAUGGGACCUCGACUGUCUCGACGCGUUGGAGCCCGUGGUUGUGCUGGGAGGAGAGGACAUGGAAGGGAAGGCCGAGCUGCCAGCAUCCAAGGGGAAGAAGAAGAAGAAGAAGGCAAAGAAGGUUCUCAAGGAGGGCAGUCACAAGGAAGCGGUCCUCGGCUUGAGCUGGCAUCCGAUCCAGCGGCACGUGCUUGCCAGCGCCUCAGCAGACAAGACGGUGAAGGUGUGGGAUGUCCCUCGAGGACAGACCCUCCACACGCUCACCCAUCACUCGGACAAGGUGCAGGCGCUUCAGUGGCAUCCCACCAGCGCUGCAGUCCUCCUCUCCGGCUCCUUCGACAAGACGGCGGCCGUGCUCGAUGUGAGAGCGGCGGCUGCAGACUGGAAGGCUGCGGGCAAGUGGCCAGUGACGUCAGACGUGGAGUGCGUCGCAUGGAACCCGCACGAGGAGCAUCAGUUCUUCGUCAGCACCGACUCCGGCAUGGUCACUUGCCAUGACGCGCGGCAGGCUGGGAGCAACCUGUACAGCAUCGGGGCCCACGACAAGGCAGUAACGGGGCUGGCACUGAACCAGCAAGUGAACGGGCUGAUCGCGACGACGUCGCUGGACAAGACGCUGAAGUUGUGGGAUGUGAGGGGAGGAAAGGCGGAGUUCAUCACGACUAGGAACAUGGACGUGGACCAGGUAUUCUGCUGCUCCUGGAGCAUGGACCCGGAGGCUGCGUACGUUCUUGCAGUUGGGGGCAAGGAUAGCAAGCUCGUUGUGUGGGACACGACGUCGAACGCGAGCAUCAGGCAGAGGUUCCCGACGGGUCGGAAGGAGGAGGACUACGAGGGGAUGGAGGAGGAGAUGAACAAGAUGAACAUUGACUCGGAGGAGGGAGAUUCCGACUCGGAGGAAGAGGAGGAGAAGCCCAAGCCGAAGAAGAAGCCAGCAAUGCCGGCGAAGAAGGGCAAAGGCAAAGGCAAGAAGUAGUCCUGCCGCUCCUGAGAACAUGUGGGGAGCAAGAGGUCAAACGGCUUUGCAUUGGUUUAUGUUAGUCAAAGAAAGGAAGAG